CAGGGCCCCGUUUCUGACACACACACACACACACACACACACACACACAGACGUCGAGAUUGGAGAUGGUUUGAGUUUUCAGAAGAAAAGCAGGCCGCGGAUCAGAAACACUGCGGAAAAAAAGAUUUCCGCUGUUGUCUCCUGGUUGUCCCCCUCGGUGUUCCUGUGUGUCCCGGAUGUGGACAUGGCUUUGAGGUCAUUAUGGCGUGAGUCAGCGUCAGUUUCACUCGAACACAGAGCAAGUGUGUAAAAGAGCUUCAUCAGUCUGUUUCACAGGAAUUUAGAGACGCUGUGACAAUGCAGAAGAGACGGAGAACGUCUUCAUCAAGCAUCGCUUUGUUCCUCUACUCUGUUCUUCUCUCACUUGUCCUGCCCAGGUGUGUGUCCUGCGCAGGUACAGACAAAACAGACAAAACGGUGGUGAACAAAGAGGAAUAUUUAAGUGCUAUAAUUAAUGCCACCGUGCACGACAGCAAGGGAAACACCAAACGUGUGAUAUCAAAGGAGGACGGCAGGUACGGACAGAACUCGCCCAAAUCGGAGGUGACGGGGUUAAUAAUUACACCUGCUGCUGUCAACGGAGUGGUGGACAUGCAGGGCUGCUGUCCGUACACUCGCUUCAUCAUUCCUCCAAAGACGACACACUGGAUCGCUCUGCUUCAGAGAGGGAAGUGUAUGUUCAAGGAGAAGAUCCUGAAGGCCGCCAACUUCAAUGCCUCCGCUGUGCUCAUCUACAACAACAGCUCCAAAGAGGACACAGUUACCAUGGCUCAUGAAGGCACCGGGGACACGGUGGCGGUGAUGAUUACUGAGUCGUUGGGGAAGGACCUGCUGUCUUUCAUGGAGAAGAAUGAGACGGUGUGGGUUUCGGUGUCGGUCGGUUCUCGGGGUUCAGCGAAGAACCUGAACCGUGGCUCGCUGGUGUUCGUCUCCAUCUCCUUCAUCGUCCUGAUGAUCAUCUCCUCCGCAUGGCUCAUCUUCUACUUCAUCCAGAAGAUCAGAGAUACUAAUGCACGAGAUCGAAGUCAGCGAAGACUCGGAGAUGCUGCGAAGAAAGCCAUCAGUAAACUAACAACCCGGACGGUGAAGCGAGGAGACAAGGAAACAGAACCUGAUUUUAAUCAUUGUGCUGUGUGCAUCGAAGGCUACCAGCUGAACGACGUGGUCCGCAUCUUACCCUGCAAACAUGUUUUCCAUAAGAUGUGUGUGGAUCCAUGGCUGAACGAACACUGCACCUGCCCCAUGUGUAAACUCAACAUCCUCAAAGCUCUGGGCAUCAUGCCCAACCUGCAGUGUGUAGAUAACGUGGGGUUUGACAUGGAGCGGAUGACGCGUACUCACUCCUCCAGCCAGCGGGUGGCGCUGAUGGAUGUGUCGUCUGAGACGAGUGUCAGUGUGGAGCCCCUCACACGCUCCGGCUCAUCUCAGCUGCUGUCCGAUUCAGAGCUCACACACACGCACACACACCGCACUGGGGAGAUUAACAUCGCCGUCACCAAAGAGUGGUUUAUUGUGGGCAGCUUCGCCGUCCUCAGUGUUUUAACGCUAUGCUACAUGAUCAUCAGAGCCACCGGAAACAACUACGACAACACAGUAUCGGACCUGGCGUGAAGGCGCACAUUGGAUUUCCACGUUAAAUUAGUUCAUGUGGGAUUUUCUUCAGAGUGGCGGCUUUUCUGAUUUAUUAAUGAACUUUUACUUCCUGUUUCUGAAGCUGUUUGUUUUUUUGCUUUUGAGAAUUUGUCAUAAAAUUUCAGUCUGUUUAAAACAGUUUAAAACUGUCCCCACAACCUAUAACUACAACCUAUAAACUAUAAAUAAAGCAAUCAAAAUAAAAUAAAGUAAAACCAUCAUCCAAAUAAGAACCAGAGUCACACUAAUGAUCAGACUUUAUUUUAAAUUUAGUAUUUAAAUAAACCAGAAGAUUAUGGAGUAAUUAUUCAGCUUAAAAGGGGUUUGUGCAAAUCUGGCAAAUAAAUGAAAAUAUACAUAAUGUACAGUGUUAUUUAAACCACAGCAGUGUUAUAGGCCCAGUGAGGUGAUGUACACACACACACACACACACACACACACAGUAAAAGUGUUCUGUGUAUUAAAUCUGCUCACACGUGAUGACUGAAAUGGUUUCUGUUGAAGAUAAAUACAACAUUCCGCGUCUCGACUCUUCAGCUCCGAUGCUUCGUGCACUGGAUUAAACACCGUGUCAGUAUUGGGUUAUUAAUAUUAAUUCCCUCUUUAUUAUUUAUUGUAAUUAAUUUCUAGUCAUGAAUGUGUUUAUGUUUAAUAGAGAAGCUGCAGCUCUGAGUGAGAAGCUCAGCCGAGUUUAUUUAAACUGCACUGUUUUCAUUUUUAUAGCAUUUCUUCUUUUGUACUGAUUUAUGUCUGUUCUUUAUUUUUCAGUUUAGAAUAAAUCAACUUUGAAAUCAUUGGAAUAAGUGAUGUUAUAAAACCAGCAGCAAGGAGCAGUAAAGGGCUUCUUAGCUCCUGAACUUCUGUGGCUUUCAGUCUGUUUUUCUGUGAAGUUUUUUUCUGUUUUUCUCUUUAAAUGUAAGCCCUCAAUUAACUUAAUACAUAUAUUUGUUUAUGUCAGGUGAAAUAUAUAUACACACACACACACACACACACACACACACACACACACACACACACACACCUUCAUCUCUCUCUGAGGUGUUUUCUGUUAGACUGAUUUGCACUAUUGAAAUAAAUCGUCUUUAAAACCUCG
Tachysurus vachellii is the source of this 2725-nucleotide messenger RNA. It is a transcript of the gene rnf130, whose product is annotated as ring finger protein 130. Bases 298 to 1611 code for a protein of 437 amino acids. The record is from RefSeq and is a predicted model, not a curated record. Lineage: Eukaryota; Metazoa; Chordata; Actinopteri; Siluriformes; Bagridae. The transcript has 10 exons.